Messenger RNA from Xiphias gladius (swordfish), 2452 nucleotides. RefSeq names its product KIAA1328 ortholog. The record is from RefSeq and is a predicted model, not a curated record. The coding region runs from base 74 to 1933 and encodes 619 amino acids. NCBI's taxonomy places the organism in Eukaryota, Metazoa, Chordata, Actinopteri, Istiophoriformes, Xiphiidae. The transcript has 12 exons.
GUAACAGAAAGGCGGGACUACAAUUCCUUAGCAACGCGCUUGGCUCCCAGGGAGUGGUGGCGGUUGAUUCAACAUGGCGGCAGGGGCGACAAAAAGUGGAAGUUCGGGGAUAUUUUGGAUGAAUGGCGUGUCAGAUGAAGAGCAGCCCUUGGUGUUUGUUCCUGGAGUGGAUGGAGAGGUGAAUACUCAGACCCCUUUUUAUCUGGAACCAGGCAGCAUCAGUACAUCCAAUAAAAGAGGAACCAAGAUGCGGGGCUCAGCCAAGUGUAGCUCUGACUGCAAGAAUGAGGCUACACUAAAGAAAGGUGGCAAGAAACAGGGCCGCGUACAAGGUGAUUGCUCUGGCUCUACUAAGGAAAAGGUGUCAGUCCACCACAGUGCUGCUGUGGCAACAGAGCACACCCCUUCCCUGGCGUCUGAUACUUUUCUCCCCUCAUCACAGAUUAUUUCUGAGACCAGCAGAGCCAGGAACCAGGUCUGUUUGAAGGACCUCUGUCCUGAAGAUAAGCGCCGAAUUGCAAACCUCAUUGAAGAACUAGCCAGAGUGAGUGAGGAGAAAGAAGAGUCAGUGCAGCGUCUGAAAGAUGAACAGGAAAAUUUUGAACGCAAGAUCCAACAGCUGGAGCAGCAGAACCUGAUCAUAGCACAGGAGAGGGAGAGCCUGCAGCAGCAGUACAGAGAGUGCCAGGAGCUACUUGGGCUCUACCAACAAUACCUUUCUCAGCAACAGGCGAAGCUCAAUGAGUCCAUUGCCCAGCUCAGCCAGGCGCCAGCCCAUAGCAAGGUGCUCAGUAGUGAGGAAGCCCACAGCCGAACAUCUACUAGCAGAGCUAAUGCCUCACUCUUUGAUGGCUCAUACCUCAGCCUUGCUGCUACUCAAACACGACAGCCUCAAGUGCAGAGGAGUGGGGAUGGAGGAAGAGGAGCAGUGCAAACUUUGAGCAACCCUACCUCUCUUUCCUGUGUUAAUGAAGUAAGUCGAACUGAAGGGCCAAUCAAACAGCAUAGGAUUCACAAAAGGGAGUGCAGGGAGCCACACUCAGAGUCCUGCCACAGAUGUGAGCGCUGCCAAGGCAGUGGUCAAGACAGUGGCUAUGGAACACAGCAGCGUAGAAGUGAUAAUCGCUCUUGUCUAGAGAAUGACCACCACGACACCUUGAACCCAUAUGAGCGUGAAAGGCUCCGAAGUGGGACUGCUAUGGGCUCUGAGGCCAAGGAAGCCCUGACCAGGCCUCUGCUGGGUCACGAGGACUGGGAGGAGAGAAGGCAUCAGCUUCUGCUGCAGAAGAUGCAGUUAGAGAUGGAGAGAGAGAGAUUGCAGGCACGACUGGAUGAGCAGGAGGAGAGGCUCAACAGACAGAAUCAGCAGCUACACCAGUCGCGUCUCGAUUACAGCAGGUUUCAACAGGCUACUCAAGCUGAGCUCAGCACCUCAAACACUAGGACUGGAGAUCCACAGCCAGAGGGUCCCUCCCACCAAAAUUUACCCUCCAGUGUGCGUGGAGAUGCAGAGGUACAUCCUGCAGAACAGAACUUGCAUGAAAAAUGCACACAACCUGUACCUGCUCCUUUAGAUAAUGUUACGCAGACACGUGAGGCCUUAGAGCGAUCCAGAAGGGACAUGGCCACGUCUCCUGCAAAGUCCCCCGCAAGCCUGAGUAAGCCCAUCUCAGUGUCUGGGAUCCAGAAGACCCCCGAGGCCAGGUUGGACUUGUCUGUGGUUGACUUAUUGGAUAUCUUUAGUCCUGUCUCUGCCCCCGCACACAGCAAGCAGUCUACUCGAAGGACCAAAACGACACAACAUAGGCUGGCACUCGCUACCCCCAAACCAGUGGGCAGAACUCUGCUCACCCCUGCUAGGCCUUAUCCUCAAAGCACCCAGCAGGACCUGGAGGAAAGCCAAAUGCUGGAGGAUAUUUUCUUCAUUUGCUGACAAAUCAAGAAAAUGAGGACCAGGAAAUAAGGAAUGUUUGGUCUUAAACUUUUUAAAUGGCUUUCUCUUAAUUUUCUAUUGACAUUCAAAAUCAGAAUGAUCAUGAUGUUGUAGAUUGAGCUCUUGUUAUACUGUACUUUUUAAUAAGAAUAAACGAUUAUUUAUUCAGAAUUGGCCAUGCUUCUAGUUUGCAGCUGAGAUCUUUUGUUCCCACUGCAGGAAAACUGUUUACAACUGAGCUACGUUCAUUGUCUCUGUAGACCUUGACAGCAUAAAUGCUAAAUGAAGCUUGUGAUACAGUUGUACAUUGUGAAUUCGACUAAAAUGUAUUAUCCAUAAAUUAUAUAACAUCAGUGAUUCACCACUAGCAUACAGUCAGUUGUUUCAUCGCCUAUCUUCCUACUGCAUUUCAAAGAAAUCUGUGUAUAUGUUAGUCAGGUAUGCUGUUAAUGACUGACAUCACUUUCAAACUGGGGGCAAUUUUGGUAGUUUUCUGACAAUAAAAUACAAUAAAACAUG